Naegleria fowleri is the source of this 5427-nucleotide messenger RNA. RefSeq lists its product as uncharacterized. Bases 1 to 5427 code for a protein of 1808 amino acids. Gene Ontology annotation, biological process: receptor guanylyl cyclase signaling pathway; cGMP biosynthetic process; intracellular signal transduction. The record is from RefSeq and is a predicted model, not a curated record. Gene Ontology annotation, molecular function: guanylate cyclase activity; peptide receptor activity. NCBI's taxonomy places the organism in Eukaryota, Heterolobosea, Eutetramitea, Acrasida, Naegleriidae. The transcript is spliced from 3 exons.
AUGUCAUCCAACAGAAAUCCUUCCAACCACUUGGAUGGAACUAUAGAGAGACAACAACAUUCAGAAGCAACAGAUAAUAUUGUAUUGGUUGAUGAUGGUACAAUUCCAACAAUUCCUAUCAUAUCUCAUCAAAAUAUUUGUCCAAAACCUCCCUCUGUCUUUUCUCAAUCCUCCAAUUCAUCAUCUCAUAGCUUCGUAAAUACGUUUGGACAGAAAAUAAUUUCCCAAAUACAAGAGAAGGUUGUCUCUACACUGCUCGUAUUAGUCGAUUCUAAAAGCAAACAGGGAUGGAAAAGUAACCUACUGGUAUUGAGCUUGUAUAUUUAUGCUUGGAUUGGUUCUCUUGUGAUUGGACUUGAAGGAGAAUACAAUUAUGGGCUGUACGGUGCAUAUGUAUGGAGAGUAUUCAAUUAUUUGGUCAACUUUUCAAUGAAUGCCAUCCCAUAUGAAGCAGCCAUUGCAUUAUCUUCGAUAUGCAUCUUGUUGUCCCUUUCUGUAAUAUGUUUAUUUCUCUACACUUUGAGAGUUUAUCAUAAGGCAAAACCUUCCAUCAAGACUAUUCAGUCAUUGAUGAAGGUGUUGGGGAUUGUCAUUUAUUUUGGACAUUUAGUCAUGACUUAUUUGAUGACUUCCUUCAUUGAUUGCAAUUAUUCAAGUUCAGUCACUUUUGAUGGUUUCAGUGACCCUCAAAAAGUUUUGAAUCGAUUUCCCUCUUAUAUGUGCUUCUCUUCGAGUAAUAUUGCAUUGAUUGUUUUGAAUUUUUUGGGAAUUAUUUGUUUAAUUCUGAGCACUGUAUUGUGCAGUGUUGUGUUGGGAAAUACUCAUAUUCGAAGUGGGACUCCUUUUAUUGUUGACAAUUCAUUAUUUAUUGGAAGUGUUUUGGUCGUUUCAGAAAUUCAAAUCACAUUGAAUGCAAUCAUUCCAACUUCUCUCAUGUUUGUGAAGAGUAUUAUUCAUAUUCUCCUCUCAUUUACACUCUUUAUCAUGCUCUUGUAUUUACUUCCUUAUUACAGAAGGGUUGAGAAUUCACUGAUUGGCGGUUUAUGUUUGGGAAAGGCUUUCAUUUGUGUUUUUCCUUUAAUUUCAUUUCUUGUCAAUUCAAAGAAUGAAUGGGAAAUGGGUUUAGCGUUUGUAACAUCAUCCUUUGGAAUGUUUCUUAUUGGAUUCUUGAUUGGAUUUUUUAUUGUUGAAAUUUACACAAGAGUCGUUUACAAGGUGACAAGAUUAACAAUCAUGCAAGGUGUAGUUGAAUGUGCAGUUUUAAUUAUUGAUGAUUUUACACCUGAAGAACGAUUUCAAGCAAUCAAAAAUUUGUUUGAAAAGGAAGCCAUUGCUUUAUUUAAAGAAAUGGAAGAGAGAAAACAAAUUAGAAAUUUGGAACUAUUCCUUAAAUUUUGCAUGCUUUCAGGAAAUGCAGGAAGUGAAGAUACAUUCGGAUUUUCAGAUAAGGAUAUAGCUAUUUGUAUGAUCAAAUCAGUCUCUCAACACAAAAGAUUUCAACACAAAAAUCUUCUCGUUUCAUCUAGUUUAUUAUGUGCAUACUUUUGGGAUAUGGAUCGUCAGGUGACUUUCCAACAACCACGAAAAUCUUAUUGCAUUUCCUCUCUCGAAUAUUCUCAAACACUUUUGAAAAGAAUGAGGAAUGAAAAACUGUCCAUAUUCUUGAGUUUCAUGUUGAAUGAAAAACUAAAACAAGUUCAAGAUUCUAUUCGAAAAGAGAAAGGUGAUUCAAAAGAUUUUUCAGCUUUUGACAUGUCUGAAAUGUUGAAUCGUCUUGAAAGAGACACUCUCACCAUUGUUCAAUGUAGAAAAUUAGUUUGGAAAGAGCUAAUGAAUGAUAAUGUGAAUGAAAAGCGAGUGUUAGAAAUUAAUAGAGCUGCCUCCACUCUCAUCAUGGAAUGUGAAGAAACAUUUGAAAAUUCAACGAAACUCUUCUCUGAAGAUAAGAGUCUUCUGAGAUUGUAUGCCAAAUUUAAUGAAGAAGUUCUCUUCAACACUGAGAAAGCUUUCGAGCUCUAUCAAGAUGCUCAAAGUAUUGAAGAAGAAGACUCUAGGAAGGGACAUGAAAAACACACCAGUCAUAUGACAAACACUGCUGCAAGUGUGAGCUUUAUUUUUGGAUCGAAAAAUCGUGUGUUACCAUCUACAGCUUCCUUCAAACAGACAUCUCAAUAUAGAGGCUCAAUGAAUGUCAGAAAUUCCUUAUCCAAAACGAACUUGCAUUUGACAUCAAGUCUUAACGGACUACAAGGAAGCACCAAAGAAUUAGUUGAGGAUGAAUCCCAACUUGACAUUUCUGAAGCAGCGGACUCACCCGAAGUGAAAAAGGAAAUAAUUUACAAGAACUCCAUUGCUACAUCCGAGAACCAUUUUCUUUGGUAUGCCGCUAUCAUCUCAAUGAACGUCAUUGUUGGUGCUCUUUUCCUAACGAACGUAAUUUUGGCAUGCAAAGCAGUUAGUGCCUCAACAAAAGAUCUGAAUACGAUUGAACAUGCAUGUACUCCUUCUGCACGGUCUCUCACUGUCAUUUCAGAUUUGAGAGUGCACCAAAUAGUGUCUGCGUUAUUUGGCAACAAGUCGUUUUCAACAUCAUUGACAUCGGCUGGACUCCUCAAUAUGAGUGAUUUUGACAAGACGUUCUCUGAAAGACUAUCGAUAGCGCUAAAAGAUUUUUACAAGAUUCAGAAUUUGGCUCUUUCAGGUCGUUUAUCAGAUAAGAUUUACCAACAGUAUUCUGAAGAUUCACAUCUUGUUUAUUUUCCAGAAAUUCCACAUGGCAAUUUAUAUGGUCAAUAUCUCAACCCAAAACCAAGAAAUGUGAGCAUUUCCACUCUCACUAACUCUUUUUUGCAAUAUUCUGAGACAAUGAAAAGCUGGAAGGGGAAUGAUUUUAACAAGACGAUUCUUAAUGAUUUUAUUACCAUGUAUAUUUGGCACAAUAGAGACACACUCGCUCAAAAUUAUGAAACUUUUUGUGAAAACAUUUCAAGCGAGGUGUUCAGUAGUAUCACGCUUUUUAGAAAUGAUGUACUUUACUAUUGUAUCGCCUCUUUUAUAGUUUCCUUGAUGUUCUGUUUACUUACUGCUGGUAUUCAAAUGAUAUUUGCCAUGAAAAUACGAAAAGUGGUGAAACUGUUUGAAAAAUAUAUUCCAAAAGAAGCGAUAGGCAAAAUUUUCCAUGAAAUCAAAGUCAAUGAGGUAGAAACAAAAGCCACUAGUACAAUGUGGCACAACCCAAUUCUUAGAACCCUUACCUAUGUUGUAUUAUUUGGGGCGAUAUUCUUUCUCUUCUCUGCCCUUUUAUUAUAUUUUGCCUUGUCAUCUACGGACCAAUCACGAAGUAUUAUUGCAAAUAUUGAAUACUCAGUGAAGGUUGCAGCCUCUGCCCAGAUUACGACGAUGCACAUUGGUGAGAUUUUUGCGUUUGGAAUUUUACCCUAUGAUAAAUAUUACUUGAAUUCAGCAUUACUCUUCGAUCAACAUGGUGUGUUCGAAUACCAUGAAGGAAUUGAUCAAAUUACAAAAGAUUUAGAAAGAUAUUGGGAUAAGUUAGUAUUUGGUCAUGAUGACAUUCCUCCUCUCGUUGGAGAAUAUCCUGAAAUUGAUGCCAUCUUGAAAGGCAUUAAUUGUCAACAGAACAAUUCUUCUUCAAACUCAACCCAGUGUGAAAGUUUGAAUGAUUUGAUUCACAACUUUCUUUUGAAGGCCAUUGAGAUUAAUGAAAUUUAUGUCUCAGCAGGAAAAGAUCCAUAUGCAGUGUUUGACCAAUAUUUCACCUAUAUUUAUCAAGUAUGCCACAAAUUAGCUGACGGAAUGGUUAACUUUAUUCAAAUUUAUGUUGCUAGUGUUCAAAGAGAUGACAGUCAAACUUGGACAAUUUUAAUUGGGGUAACUGGACUUUUACUUCUUCCCCUCAUCGCCUAUUUAUCUAUCUCAAGUUUUGAAAAACAAUUUUCAGAAAUGCAUUGUUUGAGAAUGAUGUUAAAUUAUGUCAAAGUUGAAAAUAUUGAUGCAAAAGAACCACUCCGAAAUUAUAUUCUCUUCCAUCAAUUGAACUACUGGAAUCAAAAAAAGAAAAAACAAGGAACAAGUGAUGAAGACAAGGUUAGAAAUGUCCUCCAUGCGACAGUUGAUGGAGCCGUAUUGUGUAAUCAAGAAUUUGAAGUGGAUAUUUACAAUCCAUCAGCACAAAGAAUGUUUGGAAAGAAUAUGAAUGAAGUGGUGGGUCUUCCUCUCUGGAAUUUAUUUGGACAAGAGAAUAAGGAACGAAUUCAAACAUCGUUUCAACACAUGAAAACAGAUACAGAAAAUAUUGUAAAUGGUGAGACGUUGGAGAUUGAAUGUGUGAGAAAGAAUGGAACUCGAUUCCCAGCGAAAUUGAACAUUUCAUGGACCACUUUUGAUGGAAAGGCAGUCUUUUUGUGUUUCGUCAAAGAUAUUACAACAGAGAAGAAGCAAAAUUCUCUUCUAGCUGAAGAAAAGAAAACUUCAGAAAAUCUAUUGAGAAAUAUUUUACCUGAAUCAGUGGCGAAAAAAUUGAAAAAUGGAGAGACAUUUAUUGCAGAAAAACUUCCUGACAUUACUUGUUUCUUUUCUGAUAUGGUUGGAUUCACAAAACUUUCAAGCACCAUGAACGCACAUCAAGUAGUGAAAAUGUUGGGUGAAAUUGUGAAUGGAUUUGAUUCGUUGACUGACAAGUAUGAAUUAGAAAAAAUCAAAACCAUUGGAGAUGCAUAUUUCUGUGUUGGAGGAUUGCAUCAAGCAAGUGAUCAUCCAGAAAGAGUUUUGAGAUUCGCCAUGGAAACAUUCAGAGUGGUGAGAAAAUACAAUCAAAAAAUGAUUAUAGAAAAGUUCUCAACAGGAAAUGAUUCAACAACGCCUCCGCCAAAUAACUUGAACACAUUCAUGACACAAUCCAACAGUACAAACAAUUUACUCCCCUCCUCCUCAUCAAUAGUUUUUCUUAAUAUUGAUCAGAUUCAUCAGGUGGAUAUUAGAGUUGGAAUCAAUACCGGUGCUGUGGUUGCAGGGGUGAUUGGGACUAAAAAGUUUGCCUAUGAUUUGUGGGGAGACACUAUUAAUGUUGCUUCUAGAAUGGAAUCCACUUCAUUGUCUGGAAGAAUUCAAAUUUCUCGUUCCACUUAUGAACGAGUUCAUGAUCUGGAUUUGCAAUUUGAAGAACGAAAUAUCGAAGUGAAGGGAAAAGGCGUCAUGCAGUCGUACUUGUUGAGUGACAAGGCACAUGAGAGAGCUGUUUUAAGCACUGGAGAAAUUGAGGAAUUAAGAGACGUUGAAGCAGAAAAACUAGUUUCCACAUCAAAGAAAGUUUUAGUUCACGAACAAGUUGAUUCAAAGACCAGUCACGACCAUUUGCUCGUAAAAGAAGAAGAGGAUGAAGUAGUAAUGGAGUCCUACAAUCAACAGUAA